CCAACUUCGCGUAUCCAGAACCCAUUCCACGCUUCUCCACCCCUUAAGCUUCCACCAUCAUGGCCGAACACCCUUCAUUUACCCUCGCUGCUCUCCUGCCCGUGGGCGGAGUCGCGGGAUUUCUGCGGACGCGCUCCACGCCCUCUUUGAUCGCCGGUGUUGGGCUGGGAGUUUCUUAUGCAUGUGCCGGGUACCUGAUCAAGGAAAACAAGGACUACGGCACCGAGCUCGCGUUGGGAAACAGUGUUCUCCUGCUCGGCUCCGCCAUCCCCAGGAUUAUCAAGACCGGGGCCAAGGCUCCAGUCCCCUUGGCGCUUGGUGCGACGGGUCUGUUGGCUUCUUACUAUUACCAGAAGAAGGUCCGCGAGUUUAGGUUUGGGGUUUAAUUGAAGCUUUUUUUUUUUUUUUUCGGAUUUUGUCG
Molecule: messenger RNA, 421 nt
Organism: Aspergillus heteromorphus CBS 117.55
Lineage: Eukaryota; Fungi; Ascomycota; Eurotiomycetes; Eurotiales; Aspergillaceae
Product: TMEM14 family protein
Exons: 3
Coding region: 60-386 (108 amino acids)
Cellular component (GO): membrane
Source: RefSeq, a predicted model, not a curated record